Molecule: messenger RNA, 1329 nt
Organism: Malassezia vespertilionis
Lineage: Eukaryota; Fungi; Basidiomycota; Malasseziomycetes; Malasseziales; Malasseziaceae
Gene: DBR1
Product: lariat debranching enzyme
Exons: 4
Coding region: 1-1329 (442 amino acids)
Biological process (GO): mRNA splicing, via spliceosome
Cellular component (GO): nucleus
Molecular function (GO): RNA lariat debranching enzyme activity
Source: RefSeq, a predicted model, not a curated record
AUGCGUAUAGCCGUCGAGGGGUGCUCGCAUGGCGAGCUUGAUGUCAUUUACGAUGCAAUAUUGGCAGAGGAGCAAAGUUCGGGAGAGCGAGUAGACGUAGUGCUCUUGUGUGGAGAUUUUCAGGCAAUACGAAACGCAACCGACCUCGAGAGCCUUGCUGUGCCGCUGAAAUACCGGCGCAUGGGUGACUUUCAUCGGUACUACGCAGGAGAGAAGACAGCGCCGAUCUUAACGCUGGUUAUUGGUGGAAACCACGAGGCGAGUAAUUAUAUGUGGGAACUGUACUACGGCGGGUGGCUCGCGCCCAAUAUCUAUUACCUAGGCGCUGCAGGCAGCGUUGAUCUGGGCGGCAUUGUCGUCGCAGGAGCAUCGGGUAUAUUUAAAAGACACGAUUAUACGGCCGGCCGUUUCGAGCACCAGCCGUACUCACCGAGCGGUAUACGGAGUGUGUACCACACAAGGCAGUUUGAUAUUAUCAAACUUGGCCUGCUGCAGCGCCCACAAAUCUUUCUCUCACACGACUGGCCAAACGGGAUUGAGCACUGUGGCGAUGUUACUGCGCUGCUGCGAAAAAAACCAUUUUUCAGAGAGGAAGUCGCAACGUCGACACUCGGAUCUCCGCCGCUGCAAAUGCUGCUCGACGCAUUGCACCCCGCAUACUGGUUUUCUGCACAUUUGCAUGUACGCUUCGCAGCGACGGUCUAUUUCGGCGAUGCGGGUCAGAGCGACACGCUUGCCGUGCGUUCAAAUACUAUUCUGAACCCAGAAGUCCUGGAAAUUAGCGACGAGGAGAACGCGACGGCAGUGUCUGCAGUAGCAAUGCCUGCAGCAGUACCGCACCGCCCAGAAACGACCCAGUUUUUAGCGCUGAACAAGUGCUCACCAAGGGGCGAUUUCUUGCACUUUUUCACGCUUCCGACUCCUGCAGAUCCAUUUUUGCACGCCAGCACCGAAGCGCGGCCCCAGGUGCCGUUGUUGUAUAAUAAACGAUGGCUCGCCAUCACACGUGUCAUGGACCCGUACUUUUCCCUACAGCGGCGGCAAAUGCCAUUGCCGUCCAUACAGGAUCCAUCCCUGCGUGAACGUAUAUGCGAAGAAGAGGCGCGUCUAGAUACACUAUUUGCCGACAAGGUUAAUCCGCUGGAUGUACGUGCUGUCCAACACUUCCAACACACCGCGCCCGCAAGCGCAACAGCCUAUACUUCUCAACACCGCCGCUUUCUCUCUGUUGAGGAAAUCGCAAAAAUUCGCGCCAGCGCGCUGGAACGUAGGCGUAAACGUGGCGCUGCACAGCGCAGCGUACGAGCCUACCAGAACUUGGACACGUAG